This is a messenger RNA of Nematolebias whitei (Rio pearlfish), 795 nucleotides long. RefSeq names its product granzyme A-like. Bases 1 to 795 code for a protein of 264 amino acids. Gene Ontology annotation, molecular function: serine-type endopeptidase activity. Lineage: Eukaryota; Metazoa; Chordata; Actinopteri; Cyprinodontiformes; Rivulidae. The record is from RefSeq and is a predicted model, not a curated record. The transcript has 5 exons. Gene Ontology annotation, biological process: proteolysis.
AUGUUUUCUCUGAGGGGCUUCGCUGCUUUCAUCCCCUGGACCUUUCUCCUCAUUGUAGACUCAAGUCAUGGUUCUGAGAUUAUCAAUGGGAUAGAAGUGCAGCCUCAUUCGCUGCCCUACAUGGCUCUGCUGGAGACAAACAAACCGGUCUGCGGAGGGAUUUUAAUUGACCCAAAAUGGGUCCUGACUGCUGCACACUGCCCUGAUAUUAAGACAGUGCUGCUGGGGGUGCACUCCAUCAAAGGAACGAAAAAGGAAAAAGAAAGCAGGCAGGUCCGAAAGGUAAAGAUACGAGCUCGUCAUCCCUGCUUUAACAAGGAUGAAAAGGUCAACGACCUCAUGUUGCUCAAGCUUGACAAGCCAGCAAAACAAACCAAGUCGGUUAACGUUCUCAAGCUGAGUAAUGUCGUCAAAGAACCAGCAGAUAAAUCCACCUGUCUGGUGGCUGGAUGGGGGAAAACAAACAACAAAAACGAUGACAAAAUGUCCGAUGUCCUGAUGUCCGUCAACGUGACUGUGAUCAACAGAAUAAAGUGCAACUCUCCUCAAUAUUAUGACUUCAACCCAGUUAUCACUAAGAGCAUGAUCUGUGCUGGUUCAGACGGUAAUAAAGAUGCAGAUACCUGCUCGGGGGAUUCAGGGGGGCCGUUAAUAUGUAACGGAGCUCUGGUUGGAGUCACAUCUUUUGGAGGAGAACUUUGUGGAGAAAAGGAGAAGCCUGGAGUGUACGCUUUUCUCACAAAGUACCAGCUCGACUGGAUCAAAGAGAGAAUAAAAAUGGCUGAAAUGGAAUGA